Molecule: messenger RNA, 315 nt
Organism: Microthlaspi erraticum
Lineage: Eukaryota; Viridiplantae; Streptophyta; Magnoliopsida; Brassicales; Brassicaceae
Source: the annotation of a GenBank genome assembly
AUGGUGAACAGAUCCUUCUUCUUUCGUCCGAAGCUUUCAGGAAGCCCUAGGAUUGAGACUAAUGAAUCACAACUUUACGGACUUAUUUUGCAGAAAAACAUGGUGUCGUCGGCAAAGAGUAGAUGGUUUAGGUGGGGGCUUCCUCUGGACACGCUAAUUCCUAGUAGCUUGCCGUUAACUUGUGCAUUUUGGCAAAGACCUGAAAGGACUUCGCUACAGAGGAUGAAGAUGUAUGGGGACAGAGGAUCUCCCUACCUGAUGCCCCUUUGUGGUUGGACCGAUCCUUGGGCUGCACCGUUGACGAGGAAAGCAUAA